This is a messenger RNA of Trichoderma breve, 1929 nucleotides long. RefSeq names its product fungal specific transcription factor domain-containing protein. Gene Ontology annotation, molecular function: transcription cis-regulatory region binding; DNA-binding transcription factor activity, RNA polymerase II-specific; zinc ion binding. Gene Ontology annotation, biological process: positive regulation of transcription by RNA polymerase II. The coding region runs from base 1 to 1929 and encodes 642 amino acids. The record is from RefSeq and is a predicted model, not a curated record. Lineage: Eukaryota; Fungi; Ascomycota; Sordariomycetes; Hypocreales; Hypocreaceae. The transcript is spliced from 2 exons. Gene Ontology annotation, cellular component: nucleus.
AUGUCUCCUCCCCGUAAACGCGUGAGGAGAACUUUCUCAGCAUGCUGGACAUGCCGCCGGCGACGAGUUAGAUGCGACGGCGUUGUGCCGGGAUGCACACCAUGUCGGAAGCACAGCGUGGCAUGCGAGGGAUACAGCGUCGAAUUGGUUUGGGUCGACCCUUCCACAGGGAAAUACCCGCCUUUAUCUCGCCGGUCACUUGACUCAGCUCAUACGUGGGAUGGCUGGCCAAUCCUGGAUGACGAGCAGCUAGAAAGGCUGAUUGAUGGAGAUACUGACGGCAGCGGAACGCAGAUAGGCCAGCUUGAGGCGAAUCCCUUUACGGUAUUUGAGACUUCAAAUAACCACAGAAGUCCUAAAAACUCCCCAUACGAAGACCUUGUUCAACUACAUCAUCGUGUCAACAGAAGAGAUAUCCAUGAGGAGUCGAAAUUGUCAGAAAAGUCAGAUUGUGCUCUCUUCGACGAAGGCGUAUAUGUUGGCAAUUUCCCAUUCGACGAAUUCACAUGCUUGGAACCCUUUUCUGACAUCGUGGGUCCUCAUCGGCAUUCAUCGAUUACCCUUGAUUCGCCCAUAUUAUUGGACACAUUGGACUGUCUCCCGGAUCUGUACGCACGUUGUGAGGAAGAGCUCACAAAUUUGGGUAACGAAAUACGAGAUGUAACGGACAGCAUCGCAGCCUUGCCUAAGAAAAGUCAAAUACCCCGCUCAAUUUCGCCGAUACCGAAUACUUUCCGAUCGAACUCAGACGACGCUGCAGUAUUCUAUCAUUAUAUGACUUGGGUGGCGCCGCUGAUGGUUCCGGUUGAUGAUGCGGACAAUCCGUGGAAAUCAGUGUACCCGUCCACAGCCUUACAAGAUACAUCACCGGCGUCUUGCGCUCUAUACCAUGCGAUAUUGGCACAAGCAGCCUUCAAUCUAGCAAAUUUAUAUGGCGAUACGAAUGAUGAUGGUCCAAAGAAAACCGCUCAAGGGCUCGAGCAUUAUGGGGCUUCCUUGCAUAAACUAUACCAGUGCUUGGGCUCUUCAACAGAAGAAGAAUACGAUGCUUGCAUGGCGACGCUUUAUACCCUGGUUAUUACAGGAGCUUAUGCUCGACAGAAGUUACCCUGGCGUGACCACUUUGGUGGCGCAGGAGGCAUGGUGACCAAGUUCCUAGGACAGCAACCGUGGGCGCAAUCAUCACGAUCUUGGGUCAUAUCUCAGAGUCUUGCCCUUUCGUUCGAAAUUGCACAAACAUCCAACACUCACAGAAGAGAACAAUCCUCUAUUACAGAUACCUUAUUGGGGGGUGUCUCCUCAAAGUGUGAAUUUGGCUUCACUAUAGGAUCUUCUGGUCAGGUCUUACAAGUCAUCUCCAAUAUCAGGCUCUUAGUCGAGCGAAUGGCUACAGGGGACAUUCCUGAAAACCCGGGCGAGCUGAUUCAAAAAUACAUAGCCGAACUAACAUCGCCAUCAGAGAGUACGGAACAUUUUGACAUCGAGGAAAUUUGGGAAAAUACUCCUAGAAAGGACCGGGCUGAAUAUCUUCAACGGUUGCAUCUGCGGCUAUUCAGGAACGCAGCGAUCAUAUAUCUCUUCCGAACUGUCCUAAAUGUUCCGCCACAGGGUGUCGUAAAAUAUGUCUCUACAGUUCUUCAAGACACACUCUAUUUCAUACAGCUUCAUGGAGGAGCUGUCUCUAUGUGGCCUGUCUUCAUAGCAGCUGUUGAGGCAUAUGAAGUAAAGGAUCAACAAAUAGUUGAACAAUGGUUCGACAUAUCUGGUCAACUUGGCAUUCAGAAUCGUCGAACAGCGAGGGAGGUCAUUCGCGCUGUGUGGGAGAAGAGGUCGCAGGAGGCAAAAAAUAGAGGCCUCAAGCAGAGUCAAAUAGCAAUUGACUGGAGGGAAGUUCAGCAAUUUCUUGGUCUUGAUCUCCUGCUUCUUUGA